UUCCCUGGGGGUCGUACUUCGACCACGCGUUGGCCUGGGAGAAGAGGAUGGACGACCCCGACGUGAUGAUUGUGACCUAUGAAGAUCUCAAACAGGACCUGGGCGAGGGCGUGCGUCGGAUCUCCACCUUCUUCGGCUUCUCCCUGACGGAGGCUCAGGUGCAGCAGGUCGCCGAGCGGAGCACCUUCACCGCCAUGAAGGAGAGCAACUCCCUCGGCACCAUGGGAAACGUCAUCUUCAGGAAAGGCGAGGUCGGUGAUUGGAGGAACCACUUCACACCAGAACAGAGCCGAGAGAUGGGCCGUCUCAACAAACACCUGGCGGGGACAAGGCUGGGAGACAAGCUCAACUACCAGCUGUCACAGUUUUUGCGGGAACCAAUCACAGACUCUGGCUCAUCCACCUGGCGCGCUAUUGGCUGGUUUUAA
Molecule: messenger RNA, 428 nt
Organism: Etheostoma spectabile (orangethroat darter)
Lineage: Eukaryota; Metazoa; Chordata; Actinopteri; Perciformes; Percidae
Gene: sult6b1
Product: sulfotransferase family, cytosolic, 6b, member 1
Molecular function (GO): sulfotransferase activity
Source: RefSeq, a predicted model, not a curated record